CUCCCAUUUUGGUGUCGUCAUCAGAACGCGACAUCCUUUCUCCUUCGCUUUAGAGUUUAUGAUCAAAGAGUUUCAGUAGUGGGGGGAAAACACAUUUGCCGCAGGCUGUGUUACGUCAUCAGUCAGCGCCCCCUUGGCUACGUCAUCAAUCUGCGCCCCUUUCAUCCCAAAGAGCCUGGUUUCUCCAAAGGGACUGAGGAGAGUCAGAAAGCCAUAAUGGCAGCUGUUGGCUUUGAAGAAUUCUCCGUUCCUCCUGGUUCUGAGCUGGCACUGCCUCCUCUUUUUGGUGGCAAUAUUCUGGAAAGUGAACUGGAGACAGAGGUAGAGUUUGCAGAUGGUGGAAUACAAGAAGAGGAGGAGGAAGAAGGUGCCCUGCGGCAACAGGAGAUGACACGACGCAAGUGCCAGGCACUUGCACGCCGCUGCAAGGAGUUAGAACAGGUGAAUGAGAGGAUGUUAAAUCGGUUGCAUCAGGUCCAGAGAAUAACACUACGGCUCAAACAAGAGCGAAGGUUUCUCAUGAGAGUGCUGGACUCAUAUGGUGAUGAUUACAGACAGGGCCACCUGGACAUAGUGCUGGAGGAUGAAGGGGGUCACGGCGCAGAUGCUCCAACCCCCGGCAACACGGAGAAUGAACCCCCCGAAAAAGACAUGCCGAAGUGCCCCUCGGGUCCUUUGCCUGCCCAUGAGCCUGAGACCCUUUCUCCAAGUGAGGGCCCAACCACCAAGAAGCGGCGGCGCCAUUUGCGAGAGGAAAAGGAAGGGAGGAUACGGCGAGUAGCCCAAACAUUACUCCCAGUGGAAGAAUUUCCUGCACAGGUUAAGUCUGAAGAAGAGUUCCAGUGUGAGCAGGAGGAUGUCCUUACCUCCACCUGGCAGCCAUCCAGCCCCCGAGACAAGUUACUCCAUUACCCCAAGUUUUCAAGUCCUGGGGCCUGUUCUGAUUUUGACUGAGCCAGUAGCUACUUCACCUAAACUCUAAAAGAGAUUCUGUAUGUCACUUGCAUCUGUUGCUUCCCACUGUGUUGAACAGACCACUAACUUGUCUACUGGGAAAGAGCACUAGGUCAAGGAACAUAAGAUGUGGAGCAUGGAAGCUUAGCACAUCUAAUGAACAGCUGACUCGAAUCAACACUGAAGGGAAAUUGCAAAGGUCAAUAUGAAUUGUAUUUAUCAAAUAAUGUAGAAGUCCGUAUUUAAUAGUACUGAAGCCACUAUGUAUUUGGAAUAGCUUUCCCUGGCACCUUCUAGAUAUGUGGGACUACAUCUUCUACUGUUGCCAAUCAGCGUGGUUGAGGAUUGUGAAAGUUGUAGUCCCACACAUCUGGAGAGUAUUGUAUUAGACAAAUGGAUUCUGUUUCACCUGUCUAAAAUCUUAAUGAGAGGUACCAGGUGGGAAUGGGCACACAGAGAUUAGCCUUCAUGUAUCUUAAAUGUCUUAGUGGAUGAGUUUGAAGAGAGAUAGGAGCAACUUAUGAAGGGUCAUAAGCGUUCAGCCUCUCUUUUGUUGUACUUUUGUGACUAGUACCUGUGAGUGAUAAUUGAUGUCCAUACUAGAGGAGGGAACCUACCACAGGCUCAAUGAAGUGGAUAGAAAGGUUACUGCUGUUUCAUGUGAUAACAUUCUCAAGAGAUGUUGUCUUCUACCAGGUGCUAAAGGAGAACUGAUCUCCUCUGGUUUUCACUGACAAGGCAAGAUGUUAAGAUGUCUCCUUACCAAUGGCACUAAGCAACACAUUAUUACAGACAGUUGCAUUCAAUGUCCAUUGGGGUGAGAAUCAUAUGGCCCCUAUUGGCUCUGCUGACUGACAGCAGAGAUUUGUACUUUUAAUAUCUGGAGGAUUCUCACCAAUGGCCCACAUGUAUCUAGGAGUGGUGGGAUGUGCUGUUCACCAUGAAUGGAGAGCACCAGCUUUCAGAAGACUAGAAUUAUGGCUUUUGCACUCAACAAGUUAGUUCUGUACCAAUAAAAGCCAAGCUUUGCAACGUGUAUCAGUUACGCUAGUUUAUCAGAGUCAUUGGUGUUUGAAAAUUUGUUCCUCCUCUGCCAAUCCAGAAAGAAAGUAUAUGCAAUACACUAACAGCAUUUCAUAUUCUUUCUUCCUAUAUGCUCUUGGGUCCCUUUUUAUAGAGUUUGAAGCUUGAUUUAUAAAAUAUACAAAACACAUCCUGCAAAGUACUACUACUCCUGAAUCUGA
Molecule: messenger RNA, 2198 nt
Organism: Sceloporus undulatus (fence lizard)
Lineage: Eukaryota; Metazoa; Chordata; Lepidosauria; Squamata; Phrynosomatidae
Gene: TFPT
Product: TCF3 fusion partner
Exons: 6
Coding region: 217-954 (245 amino acids)
Biological process (GO): positive regulation of apoptotic process; apoptotic process; apoptotic signaling pathway
Cellular component (GO): Ino80 complex
Molecular function (GO): DNA binding
Source: RefSeq, a predicted model, not a curated record